Linum tenue is the source of this 1442-nucleotide messenger RNA. The record is from the annotation of a GenBank genome assembly. Lineage: Eukaryota; Viridiplantae; Streptophyta; Magnoliopsida; Malpighiales; Linaceae.
ACUCCCCACCAAACCAAAAAACAUGGCCGCCUCCUCCUCCGCCGCUCACGACCAGCACAACCUCCCCAACCCCUACUCCGCCGCCACCGCCACCGCGGCACCGCCGCCCACCCCUUCAGCACAACCCAAUCACAGCCAGAACCACCACCACCUCACCACUUCCGCCUCCAUGGCAGCCGACACCCUCUCCCGCCUCCUCACCCGCCUCCCACCAUCCCUCUCCCUCCCCGCUCGCCUCCGCCCCUCGCCGCUCUCCGCCGCCGCCCCAGCCGUCGCGCCACCGAUCCCUCCCCCAAUCAUCACUCUCUCCGACUCCAACGCCACCGAACUAGUCCUCUCCGCCGCCUCCGAACACGGGUUCUUCCAACUCGCCGGCCACGGAAUCGCCCCACGACUCGCCGAUUCCGCCGAGUCGGAAUCGCUCGCGUUGUUCGAACUCCCCGACGACAGAAAAGAAAUGCAGUUCCCGAGGAACUGGCCUCUGGGAUUCGAGCCCGAGGAAGAGGACCGAAACGGGGGGUCGUUUUGGCUGGACGACUCGGCGACGACCGAGUUGACGUCGCUGUCGUCCUUGCGGGAGCUGACUCACGCGCUGGAGAAAGUCGGGUUGGAGGUGGUCGAAAUGCUGGCGCGUGGGGUCGGGUUCGAGAACCCGUUUAAAGGUGGGGAAGAUCCGACCCGAUUAUGCUCCGUGAUGGUGUUGAGCGAGAGCGAGACAACGAGCGGCGGGGAAACGCCUUCGGGCGGCGGGUUCUACCCGUACGUGGUCGGGUUGCAGUACCAAAUACGGAGGCAGAAGAAGUAUCUGCUGCCGGGUUCCGGGUCAGAUUGGGUCACCGUCUUGCCCGAGGUGGAGUCGGUUUUGGUUACCGUCGGUGACAUUGGACAGGUGUGGAGCAAUGGGAAGUUAAAGAAAGUGAGGGGGAGGGCAGUGCCGUGUUUGGAAGAACUAGGAAAUGACAAGAAAAGAAGUAAUUUGGGAUCAAAGAGGAACAUAUCCAUGACAUUGCUGCUGACUCUUCCAUUAGAAAGCACAAUCUCACCACUAGUUUCUGAUAUUAAGCUGGAAUCUAAUUGUGAAGAAAAGGAAGAAGAAGGAGGAGGUGGAUCAAUGAAGUUUAGGUCAAUUGAGAUGGAGGAUUAUGCGUGGAGAGUUUACCAUGAACCAUUUCUCUUCAAGGAUCCACUCGACAGAUACCGCUUCUAGAGCCUCCAGCCACCCAAAUAGGGAAUAUUAUUUGGAGAUUUUUAAUUGUUUUGAAUUUUCCCGUGCGCUUGUAUUUAAUUUAAUUUAAUUUAAUUAAUCCCGUUAUUAUGCGUACUUUUGUUGAAUUUUGUUUGGUAUUUCCUUGUGCUACCAGAAGUGUGCCUUGCUGUCAUCUUCUGUUUUUUUCUUUUUAUUAAAUUAUAUGGUUUGUCAUGUGCAUAUUAUAUAUGUCCUG